CUGAUCAUGUGCAUUUCAUUCAGGUGCCUUUGCAUACCUAGGUAACAUAGGCAGGUCUGCCGAGACCUUACCCCGCGACCCCGCCCUCCGUGUGACGAGGGGUGUUUUGGCGUCACUGCACUCGUACAAAAAGAAGCUCCCUUUCUCCCGCCGUUUUAAUGGAGCAAAGCCCCUCCGAAGACAAUGACCCAGCAAUGAGCUCUUCUUCCCGAAUAACAUCGAACUGCAAUUGCACUUCCUGAUCAACAUGUCAGCUGCCCACUUCCUAACCGACCCAACCCACCUCGUCGCCACCGCCCUGCACGCCUGCACCCUCACCAACCCCUCCCUGGCCCUCGACGCCGCCAACAAAACCGUCUACCGCCGCCCCUCCUCAACGCCCUCCACACCGACCGUCAGCGUCAUCUCCGGCGGCGGCAGCGGCCACGAGCCCUCCUUCGCCUCCUUUGUAGGCCGCGGCCUCCUCGCUGCCGCCGUUGCAGGCACCAUCUUCGCGUCGCCCAGCGCGGAGCAGGUCCGACGAUGUAUCUCGCGACGCGUGGAGAGCGAGCAGGGCGUGCUCGUCGUGGUGAUGAACUACACGGGCGACGUGCUGAACUUCGGGAUGGCGGUUGAGAAAGCGAACGCCGCGGGGGUGAGAGUGGAGAUGGUGGUUGUGGGCGACGAUGUGGGCGUUGGGCGAAAGGUGGGCGGGAAAGUCGGACGCAGAGGCAUCGCGGGGACGGUGCUGGUGCAGAAGAUUGCGGGGGCGUUGGCGGCGCAGGGAGCCGGGUUGGAAGAGGUGUAUCAGGCGGCGAAGCUGGUGGCGGGGAAUUUGGUGAGUAUUGGGGCGAGCUUGUCGCAUGUGCAUGUGCCGGGCCGGAGCGUGGCGGAGGCAGGCGAGGAGGAUUUGAAGGAGGGGGAGGUGGAGAUUGGGAUGGGGAUUCAUAAUGAGCCGGGCUCGGAGCGGAGGGCGGAAACGUUGCCGGAGCUAGUGAAGACAAUGCUGGCGCAUAUGCUGGAUGCGGAGGAUGAGGAUCGCAGUUUUUUGCAGAUCCCAGAGGGCGAGGAGACGGUGCUUCUGGUAAACAAUUUGGGAGGGGUGAGCCCGCUUGAGCUGGGAGGUAUCGUGAAUGAGGUGGUCGAACAACUGGCGAAGGAUUGGAAGAUUCGGCCGGUGCGGAUCCUCUCUGGAACGUACAUGACGAGUCUCAAUGGUCUAGGAUUCAGCAUUAGUCUCCUGAAGAUACGCGACACGGGAUUGGGCAACGGAAAGUCUAUGCUGGAGUUGCUGGACGCCCCAACAGAGGCCACCGGUUGGUCAGCAGCAGUUUCGCCAGAGACAUGGAACGCGAAUUCCACUGCGACACGAGGGGAAGACGAUGGAGACUCUGAUGACUUCCAGCCAAGUAACCUUAGAUUGGACCCUGUCCUGGCCAAAAAGGUCGUAACAUCUGCAUUGGAAAAAGUCAUUGCGGCGGAGCCAGAUGUGACCAACUAUGACACGAUUGUUGGCGACGGCGAUUGCGGAAUAGGCUUGAAACGAGGAGCUGAAGCUAUUCUGAAAAUGCUGGAGCGGGCAAAGAAGACAGACGAUGCCGCGUUGUUCCUCCAUAACAUCAUCCAGGUCGUGGAAACCAGUAUGGAUGGGACAUCGGGGGCAAUUUACGCAAUCUUCCUAAACGCGCUCGCACACGGCCUCCGGGUGCAGUCUCCAUCAUCUCCCGCACCCGUCGACGUGCAAAUAUGGAGUAAAGCUUUGGAAUCGUCUCUCGAGGCACUCAACAAAUAUACACCGGCACGGCCAGGCGACCGGACUCUGAUAGACGCGUUGUAUCCUUUCGUGGGGACGCUAUCAAAAACAGGGGAUAUCAAGUCCUCUGCACAGGCUGCUGAGGCUGGAGCAAAAGGAACGCGAGGUAUGAGAGCCAGCCUGGGCCGGACGGUAUACGUGGGAGGUGAAGGAUGGCAGGGAGUUCCCGAUCCAGGGGCACAUGGACUAGCGGAGCUAUUGAUCGGGCUUAGCGAAGGAUUUGAUUGAUCUUCGGGAGUGGGUCGAAUCUCGUACUGCAUACUGCAGGCCAUGAAUAUGUAACAUCAGUGUCUCAAAGACUCUUUCUUUCCUCGUAGACGCCCCAGAAGCAAUUUUGCCCGAUUAGAGCCUUGCUUGUUACCAUUCAUUUAGGAGCAACGGCCGGUGCUGAGAGCGUGAAGAAGUAGAAAUCAUGACCCUGAUUUGGUGACUACGUCAUCUGUAGUAUGGCUGCUUCUCAGCCCCGAACGCCAAUCCGCUGUAUUUGGACCCAAGGAAGCCGAAUGAACCCCGCCUGAUAUCCACCUCCAGUUCAACUCAACAAGACCAAGAUGACCGAAUCUCCGCGAAGGAACCUGUGCAGU
Mytilinidion resinicola is the source of this 2376-nucleotide messenger RNA. RefSeq names its product dihydroxyacetone kinase-like protein. Bases 248 to 2020 code for a protein of 590 amino acids. Lineage: Eukaryota; Fungi; Ascomycota; Dothideomycetes; Mytilinidiales; Mytilinidiaceae. The transcript is spliced from 4 exons. Gene Ontology annotation, cellular component: cytosol. The record is from RefSeq and is a predicted model, not a curated record. Gene Ontology annotation, molecular function: ATP binding; glycerone kinase activity. Gene Ontology annotation, biological process: glycerol catabolic process.